AUGGACGAAGAAGACGAGACUCACUCGCUGCAAUCCCCUGGAGAUUCCCUUUCACCAGCUCCUUCCUCUCCUCCGAUUUUGCCUACAAGCGACGUCACGGUGGCCUCCGUAACAAAACCGCUGGCUUCCUCUCAAUCUCCGUCGAGGAACGCGUUGGCGUUAGUCGUUCACACACCUUCCGUCACCGGCGGUGGAGGAGGGAUUAGCAGCGGUGGGAACAGAAACGGACGAAGCGGAGGAGGAGGCGGAGGGAGAGACGAUUGCUGGAGCGAAGAAGCGACGAAAGUUCUAAUCGAAGCGUGGGGGGAUCGAUUCUCGGAGCCAGGGAAAGGGACAUUGAAGCAGCAACAUUGGAAAGAAGUAGCUGAGAUCGUCAACGAGAGCCGUCAGUGCAAAUACCCCAAAACCGAUAUCCAGUGUAAGAACAGGAUCGAUACGGUGAAGAAGAAGUACAAGCAGGAGAAGGCUAAAAUCGCUUCCGGUGAUGGACCUAGCAAAUGGGUCUUCUUCAAAAAGCUCGAGACUUUGAUCGGAGGAGGAAGCACCAUCGCCGGUUCGAAAUCCUCCGAGAAGGCUCCGAUGGGGGUUCUUGUGAACAGCCGGUUGAAUCAGUUUAAACGGCAAGCUAAAGGAACACAGAUUCUUCAACAACAGGGGGAUUUGAAAAGAAGCUCUGAUUCAAUGCGGUGGCAUUUCAGGAAACGGAGUGCUUCUGAGACUGAAUCAGAGUCUGAUCCUGAUCCUGAGCCUUCUCCUGACUCUGCUGAAAGUCUUCCACCGCCUCAACCGCCGUCGUUUCAGCUCAAAAAGCGGUUGAAGAUGGAGAAGCCAGUAGGAGGAGGAGGAGGAGGGAGUGGAGUUGAGGAGGUGGCGAAGGCGAUACUCGGAUUCACGGAAGCUUAUGAGAAGGCGGAAACUGCUAAGCUGAAGCUAAUGGGGGAAUUGGAAAAGGAGAGGAUGAAGUUUGCGAAAGAGAUGGAGUUGCAGAGGAUGCAGUUCUUGAAAACUCAGAUGGAGAUAACAAAGAACAAUCAAGAAGAGGAGAGGAGCAGUAGGCAAGGAGAGAGAAGGAUCAUUGGUGAUGAUGAUGAUGAUGAUGAGCGCAAUGUCAAGAACAAUGGCGAUGUAAGUAGCUGA
Messenger RNA from Microthlaspi erraticum, 1137 nucleotides. NCBI's taxonomy places the organism in Eukaryota, Viridiplantae, Streptophyta, Magnoliopsida, Brassicales, Brassicaceae. The record is from the annotation of a GenBank genome assembly.